Trichogramma pretiosum is the source of this 3527-nucleotide messenger RNA. RefSeq lists its product as uncharacterized. The record is from RefSeq and is a predicted model, not a curated record. Bases 22 to 2847 code for a protein of 941 amino acids. The transcript is spliced from 5 exons. Gene Ontology annotation, molecular function: serine-type endopeptidase activity. NCBI's taxonomy places the organism in Eukaryota, Metazoa, Arthropoda, Insecta, Hymenoptera, Trichogrammatidae. Gene Ontology annotation, biological process: proteolysis.
UUGCGUUCGGAGAGAAGAACGAUGAUUUACGUUGUUUUUAUUCUCUCGAUCGUAGUUUCCAGUGCUUUGACCGAAAAAGUGGCGCAUCCUUAUCUAGCUUAUUUGAGUGUCAAUUACGACCGGACGCAUCAUUUCUGCGGAGCGACAAUAAUAGACGAUCAGCAUCUGAUCACGUCUGCGGACUGUUAUAGCUACGUUGCAGAAGCUAAGAAAAAUUUGUUGAACUAUACGUUAGAAGUGAUCGUUGGCGUUUCGAGUGACGAGUAUAAAUUGACUUAUGUAGUUAACGAGUAUACGAUUCACGAGAAUUACAAUAAUUCAACCCACGCCAAUGACAUUGCGCUAGUUCGACUAUAUAAUUCAAUCCCUGUUAACGAUAAAAUUAGGCCUAUCGAAUGCCUUGCGGUUGAUCUACCUGAAAUAAAUGAUGGUCUUGAAGUUAUCGGAAAUAAAAAAUCAGAAAGCAAAUAUCAGAAUGAUUACAACAUUCCAAAAGUAAUAAGUGCAAAUGUGCAACUUGUACAGCAUGAGCGAUGUAAAGAAUUGUGGCAAGAUAGAAAUAUAGCUUAUGGGACAAUAUGCACGAAAAUGAUUAAUUUCUUUAAUGACAGUGAAUGUAUAACUGAUUCAGGCCUACCAUUGAUCCGAAGCAACGAUCAAUGUUUACUAGGCCUUUUUAGCUUUGGAGAUAAAAAAUGCCUUGAAGGCUCAAAACCAGACGUUUACACUAACAUUGGUACACAAUCACAAUGGCUGUGUCAACUAAUUCUUGAAGAUUAUAACACAGAAAGCCGAAGUGUGCCUGAUCAUAUAACAAAAUUCUGCGGUAUCAAGAAUAAUGUGAAGAAUGAAAAUAAGUUAGGAACGACCGGAAACUUGCAAGAGAAUGGAAAUCCAAAAGAAACCUCGAGUCCAGUAGAUUCAUCUAUACAUGCAGGAUCCUCUGUUAAUGUAAAUGGAAAUGGUAACAUGAAUCCCACAGCUCCCAACCUUGGAGGAAACCUACAGUUUAACGGAAAUCCCGUAGGAUCGGAAGUCGGCAACCCGCAGAUUGCAUUGAAUCCAAUAGAUUCAACAAUCAAUGCAGGAUCUUCGAUUAAAUUAAAUGGAAAUGGUAACAUGAAUCCCACAGCUCCCAACCUUGGAGGAAAUCUACAGUUUAACAGAAAUCCCGUAGGAUCGGAAAUCAGCAACCCGAAGAUUGCAUUGAAUCCAUUAGAUACAUCAAUCAAUGCCGGAUCCUCUGUUCAUGUAAAUGGAAAUGGUAACAUGAAUCCCACAGCUCCCAACCUUGGAGGAAACCUACAGUUUAACGGAAAUCCCGUAGGAUCGGAAAUCGGCAACCCGCAGAUUGCAUUGAAUCCAAUAGAUUCAACAAUUAAUGCAGGAUCUUCGAUUAAAUUAAAUGGAAAUGGUAACAUGAAUCCCACAGCUCCCAACCUUGGAGGAAAUCUACAGUUUAACAGAAAUCCCGUAGGAUCGGAAAUCAGCAACCCGAAGAUUGCAUUGAAUCCAUUAGAUACAUCAAUCAAUGCCGGAUCCUCUGUUCAUGUAAAAGAAAAUGGUAACAUUGAUCCCAUAGCUCCUAACUUUGGAGGAAAUGUGCAGUUUAACAGAAAUCCCGUAGGAUCGGAAAUUAGCUACCCGCAGAUUGCAUUGAAUCCAGUAGAUCCAUCAAUCAAUGCAGGAUCUGCGAUCAAAUUAAAUGAAAAUGGUAACGUGGAUCUCACAGCUCCCAACCUUGGAGGAAACCUUCAGUUUAACGGAAAUCCCGUAGGAUGGGGAAUUGGUAAUCCAAAAAGCGCAUUAAACCCAGUGGGUUCAUCAAUCAAUGAAGGAUCUUCGAUUAAAUUAAACGGUAACGUGGAUCCCAUGACUCCAAACAUUAGAGAGAAUUUACAGUUCAAUGGGAAUCCAGUUGGAUCCGUAAUUACUUAUCCAAGAGACGCAUUGAACCCAGUAGAUUUUCCACUCAAUCCAGGAUCUUCGAUCAAACUAGACCGAAAUGGCAAGGUGUAUCCAACUCCAAACGCUGCUGGUAAUGUACAGUUUAGUGAAAAAUCUCCUCAAACCGAAAUUGUUAAUCCAAGAAGCUCAUUGAACCCAGUAGAUCCAUCAAUCAAUGCAGGAUCCUCGGUUCAACUAAAUGGAAAUGGAAACGUGGACUUCAUAGCACACAACCUCGGAGAAAAUUUACAGUUCAAUGGAAGUCUUGUCGGAUCCAAAAUUGGAAAUGCAAGAGAUGCAAUAAAAUCAGUGGAUUCAACUAUUAAUGCAGAAGCUGGUAGUACAUUGAACGGUAUUGGCAAAGAGAAUAUCGUAGCUCCCAACAUUGGAGGCAACUUACAGUUCAAUGGAAAUUCUGUAGGAUUUGGAAUUGGAAAAUCGAGAGAUUCAUCGAGUCCAGUCGAUUUAUCUAUCCGUGUUGGGUCUAAUAUUAACUUGAACGGCUUCGAUAAGGUGAAUCCUAAAGUCCCUGAUGUAUCUGGUAAUCUACAGGUUAAUGGUAAUAGAAUUGGAUCCACAAUAGCGAAACCGAGCGAUGGUUCGAGUCCAAUUGAUUUAUCUAUGAAAACUGGAUCGCCUGUUAAAUUAAAUAGCAGUGGUAAGGUGAAUCUUGAAUCACCUAACUUAACUGGGAAUCGGCAAGCAAAUGACAAUUCAUUAUCGACGAAGAUUAAAGAAAAUAUAAUCAUUGUUAAUUCUGAUGCCAAUACCGACACACGUUCUGGUGAAAAUGAAUCAAAAGAAACCUUCAAAGACAAAAUUGUUAGAUUUUUUAAUAAAGUGGUUGGUAAUGUAAUUCGAUUCUUCAAAAAUAUUUUUAAAAAAUUCAAAAUGUAUUAAUGAUGAUAUAUUUUAUUGAUAUUUCGGUCAAUAAAUGCAUUAUUCGUAAUCCUAUUGAAAUUGUUGUAACAGGGUUUUCAAUUAUCUCACGCAGUCAUUCACCUUCAUCUAAUAUUUACUUCUUCCGACGUGGAUUAUCGGCAUGUGCUUUAUGUUUAAUGAUUUUCACUCUUGUCAUAAAAUGGUGUAUUUUGAGUCCGACAGUGACAAGCGGUAGAUGGCUCGUAUCAUGUAACAUCUCAAGCUUUGCGAAAAUAGCCUGCACGGCGCCGCACUGUCGAAUGACGACUCGCACUUACUUUUUUCCCCCUUUUUCGCGUUAAAGUAACCUACAUAUUUUGCCUUUUAUUAUUUUUCUAGUACCCAAUUUUUGCGAUUUUAUAUCGUCUCAUACUGCAGGCGUGCAUAGAUUUACACUUAUGGUAAUUUUUUUCGUGCCAUAAAUAGUACAUUAUAAAACUCCGUUGCAUACAUUAUAAGGUAUUCAUAUCACCGAACAGGUAUCAUAAGUAUGAAGAGCAGUGAUAUAAAAUAAUGUACAACGCUCUUGCCACUCGCAGCAUUGUUCGGUACAGCUUUUACAAAUUGCACUAAAGUAAGGUUCCGCCUAUAGAAUCUUUACUAAAAAGAACUAGAAAAGUUUUUAAAUUGUAAGUAAUAAUUACUAAUUGUUCGAAAGU